UAUCUUUACUAAAUCUAAAAAUCAAAAGGGUCGCCCACUUCUCCCACUCGGGGCCUCGGGCAUCAAGAAGCCCUUUUCUGAAGUUGCCCUCCAGACGAGAGAAUCCCUAAAAAGGCCCUAUUUUCCUCUGCCAGUCUCAAUCCUCGCAGAGGAUCACAGAUCGAAACAUGAAACCCUAGAAACGGGAAAAAUAUUUGUCAAGAUCAGAGAUCUAAACCAAAUCGAUGGCGAAACAGUCGACGUCGUGGUUGACAUUUCACAAGAGGUGGCCUCUCUUGCUCGUGGCAUUGCUUUCAACAUCCACCGUGAUAGUCUUGCUCAUCAGAGCCGCAUCCGAUUCCUGCAACACUAAUUCCGUUACUACUACUACUAUUACUACUACUCCCCAUUACAGCUAUGAGAACACUCGAAUUCAGGUAACCUCACAAGUUGAAACCCCAUCGAAUCCUCUCCGAUUCAUGAAAUCCAAGCUCGUCCUCUUGGUUUCUCACGAGCUUUCUCUUUCUGGUGGACCUCUGUUACUGAUGGAGCUUGCAUUUUUGUUAAGAGGUGUGGGUGCGGAAGUUGUCUGGCUUACCAUCCAAAAACCCACAGAUUCAGAUGAGGUCAUAUACAGUUUGGAGCACAGGAUGUUGGACCGCGGAGUCAAGGUGUUCCCUGCAAAGGGUCAAGAAGCUAUAGAUACGGCUCUUAAAGCUGAUUUGGUUGUUUUAAAUACUGCUGUGGCUGGGAAGUGGUUGGAUUCUGUGGUUAAAGAAAAUGUCCCUCGCAUUCUUCCAAAGGUGUUGUGGUGGAUUCAUGAAAUGCGAGGGCAUUAUUUUAAAUUGGAGUAUGUUAAGCACCUUCCCUAUGUUGCUGGUGCCAUGAUUGAUUCACACACAACGGCAGAGUACUGGAAGAACAGAACACGAGAGCGGUUAGGAAUUAAGAUGCCUGAAACCUAUGUUGUGCACCUUGGAAAUAGCAAAGAACUGAUGGAAAUAGCUGAAAACAAUGUGGCCAAAAGGGUUCUCCGUGAACAUGUACGGGAAUCUCUUGGAGUGCGGAAUGAAGAUUUACUAUUUGCCAUAAUAAAUAGUGUUUCACGUGGGAAAGGUCAGGAUCUAUUUCUGCGUUCCUUCUAUCAAAGUUUGCAGCUGAUCAAAGGGAGGAAACUACAGGUGCCAUCAAUUCAUGCAGUAAUAGUGGGAAGUGACAUGAAUGCUCAAACAAAAUUUGAAACCGAACUUCGCAACUUUGUUGUGGAGAACAAAAUUCAAGACCAAGUGCAUUUCAUCAACAAAACCUUGACUGUAGCUCCUUAUUUGGCUUCUAUUGAUGUUCUUGUGCAAAAUUCUCAGGCCCGCGGAGAGUGUUUUGGGAGGAUAACCAUUGAAGCAAUGGCCUUUCAGCUGCCUGUACUGGGCACGGCAGCUGGAGGAACCACAGAGAUUGUGGUAAAUGGGACAACAGGUUUGUUGCAUAAUGUUGGGAAAGAGGGCGUGAAACCUCUUGCAAAUAAUAUUGUGAAGCUAGCAACAAAUGUUGAGAGGAGGUUGACAAUGGGAAAGAGAGGGUACGAAAGGGUUAAAGAGAGGUUCUUAGAACACCACAUGUCUCAGAGAAUUGCUUCAGUUCUAAAGGAAGUCUUGAAGAAGGCAGAAAACCACGCAUUUUCUUGAUUUUCAAGGACACUUGAAACAUUUUUCAGUUGAAAAUUUUGUUUUGGAUUUGGUGUCAUCGGUUUGGGACUCUGCUUCCUUGUAUCAUAUGUAGAAAAAUGAGUACUAAUAUAGUACAUUAUUUUUUUCUAAAGAAAUGGUUUGGUUGUUAAGUCUA
Molecule: messenger RNA, 1818 nt
Organism: Vitis riparia (riverbank grape)
Lineage: Eukaryota; Viridiplantae; Streptophyta; Magnoliopsida; Vitales; Vitaceae
Exons: 8
Coding region: 225-1661 (478 amino acids)
Molecular function (GO): glycosyltransferase activity
Source: RefSeq, a predicted model, not a curated record